CACAUACUGAGACACAUUCUAUAACAAAAUGAUAGUGACUGUACACGUUCCGAGUCUCCAGCAAGAGUUCAAGCUUGAACUGGGCGGAGAUAUGGAACUGGGUAUACUGAAGCUCAUUCUGGAAGGUGAUUCAGGGGUGGAACAGGAAAAGAUGAGGGUGUUCAGAGGCGACCAGCAAUUGGCAGACGAUUCCACGACGUUGAAUGGAUAUGGCCUGAAGCACACUGACAAACUUAGUGUGCUUAUACCCGGCGAGAUCAUCACCACACCGACCUGGUUUGUCCGUACCCAGGACAACGAAGAUCCCGCAACUGUGUUCAGGCACAUGCAGAAUGAUCCCUACGCACUUGCGCAUUUGGGCCAAAAUGCACCUGUCCUCGCCGACGCUGUCAAGGCCAAUGAUUUGGCCAAAUUCACAGAAAAUUUCAAUCAGGCGAUUGCGGCACAACAGAAACGCGCGGCAGAUGAUAAGAACAUGAGGGCUCGCCUGGCACAAAAUCCGAAUGAUACUGAGGCCAAAGCGUUCAUGGAUAACGUGGCGCGCCAGAAAGAAGUCGACGCAAAUAUGCACCAUGCUAUGGAGCACUACCCUGAGGCCUUCUCCCAGGUCCACAUGUUGUACAUACUCUGCAAGGUGAACGGUCACAGUGUGAAAGCCUUUGUAGACUCUGGCGCCCAAAUGACUAUCAUGAACGAAGCAUGUGCCAAAAGAUGUGGUAUUGACCGUCUUCUCGAUACAAGGUGA
This is a messenger RNA of Sphaeroforma arctica JP610, 745 nucleotides long. RefSeq lists its product as hypothetical. Gene Ontology annotation, molecular function: protein binding; aspartic-type endopeptidase activity. The coding region runs from base 29 to 745 and encodes 238 amino acids. The record is from RefSeq and is a predicted model, not a curated record. NCBI's taxonomy places the organism in Eukaryota, Ichthyosporea, Ichthyophonida. The transcript is spliced from 4 exons. Gene Ontology annotation, biological process: proteolysis.